CUCGGCUCUGCUGUUUCCCUUUUCACUUUGUGUCUCCAGCCGGUCGCUCAGAUCUCCUCGACUGGACAGUUUUUGAUUUGAUUGCUGACCUGUGGGAACGAUUUGGAUACAGGAGUUGUGGAAUUACUUCACUAACAGCUCCCCUCCACCUCCUCUUCCUCUUCCUCCUGCUCUCAUCUCAUCCGUCACAGCCCAUGACAGCAGAUCAGCCAACAUGGCAUUCUCACAUCGCUUUUCCUUCUGGGAGCAAAAGAUUAAAGAAGAUAACAAGCCAGGAAGCAAAAGUUCAGACAGUGAAGGGCUGCCCAGCCGGGCCAAGUCUGUGCCAGCUCUAGACCCUGGCAGGGGGUUAUUCCGGGCAACAAGCCCCCCAUCAGUUUCCCAUACGGAGUCGAAAGCCCGGGUCAGGAGUCCCUCCCCGCCUAAAGUCAGGACACCUGUUAAAGUACCAGAACGCUUCAAAAGCCCUGAGCCACCGUCAAAGAAGGCAGAGCAAAUUAGGAGUCCUGACCCACCACAAGCUCCUUGGAGCCCACAGCCAGUUAUGAACAGUGAGCGAGAGCAAAAUGGCAUAAUGGGCAAAAGCGUGGCCAACGGUACAGCCAAUAGUGAUAUUAACGUUCCAGGCAGCAGCACCAACCAGAUGGAUACUACGGAGGACAAGGGUCUGACACGUAAGAAAGUAGUGAAGGUGGUUCGUCGAGUUGUCAGAAAGGUCCUGCCCGCAGAAGAGGACGAGACCAAUGUGCCAACGCAACCAUCAGACAAAGCACCACAAGCAGCCAGGCCUACUGCUGAACCAGUUAAAGCAGUGCCAGCACCAGCUUCAGUGUCUAAGGCCCCCAUGAUGUCAGGGUUCUCUUUUAAACAUGACGCCGUCAAAACGGAAGACGACAUUUCACGAGGGUUGACAAACCUCAUGGUCAGAGGCAGGACAAGGGAGCCCCGGCCGCGAAUAUGCAAGGAUGAUCGACCAGAAAAAAUAGAGUUGGAGAAGAUAAACGGGAAGAAAGAGGAAAAAGUUGUUGAGCCGCAGGAGAUAAAAGAGAAGAAAGAGGAUAAAACCACCGUAAAGCCACAGGAGGUCAAUUACAAACCUACAAGCUCUGGUCCAGGCAUACAGAUUGUUAAAUCUCCUGUGGUUGCUGUAAACCCAACGGCUCCAACAUCUUCCAAAUUGACUCAUUCCAGACCCUCAUCUCUCCCACCAGUUGUUGGCUUUAUCCCAGCUCCUAAGCCCUCACCCUUGUCACCGCCUCCUGGCUUCAUACCUGCACCAAAACCAACUGCUGCAACAAAACCCACCCCUACAAAUCCUCCGUCUACCACCCCAGUGGCCCCGAAGUCUUCCUCCGUCUCUCCUUCAUCACGUUUCAUCCCAGCUCCUAAACCCGCUCCACUCAAAACUCCUGUGAGCCCUGAUCCUCCCCGUCCCACCCUUAGUCCACUGUCUCUCCCUCAAGGAGUCAUUUCAAUUCAUCAAACUGCUGUCAGUCAACAAGAGGAGGAACCGCUCAGUCCCACCGAGGAAGCUCAGAGACGCCUGAUGAGGAUCUUCAACGCCCCUCUGGAGCUGGCUGUCAGUGUUUCGUCUUCUGUCCAAGCCCCCGCUCCUGCGGCCCCGCAGCCCCUCCAGGUACCGCGGCCCUCCAGCCUUCCUCUGGGCCUCCUGGCUGGUGUUUGUACUCGUGUGACUUGUCGGAGUGGAUCAGUGGAAGAGGACCCUGUGGCCCUCCUUCUGGCAUCUCAUGCUGCAGCUCAGCAGCCCCAGGUGAAGACGGAGGAGCAGAUCGCAGCCGAGCAGGCCUGGUAUGGAUCCGAGAAAGUCUGGCUGGUCCAUAAAGAUGGCUUCUCCCUGGCCACCGUGGUGAAGACAGAGGCUGGCUCCCUGCCAGAGGGCAAGGUGAAAAUCCAACUGGAGCAUGAUGGGACAGUACUGGAAGUGGAUGAGGACGACGUAGAAAAGGCCAACCCUCCAUCAUACAACCGAUCAGAGGACCUGGCCUCACUGCUCUAUCUGAAUGAAUCCAGUGUGAUGCACUGCCUGAGGCAGCGCUAUGGAGGCAACCUCAUCCACACCUACGCUGGACUCAAUAUGGUCAUCAUCAACCCCCUAAGCACACCCUCCAUGUACUCUGAGAAGGUGAUGCACAUGUUCAAAGGCUGUCGGCGCGAUGACUCUGCACCUCAUAUCUACUCGGUGGCCCAGUCGGCCUAUCGCAACCUGCUCACCACCCGGCAGGACCAGUCCAUCGUGCUGCUGGGCAAGUCUGGCAGCGGCAAGACCACCAACUGCCAGCACCUGGUCCAGUACCUGGUCUCCAUCGCCGGCAGCACGGGCAAAAUCUUCUCCGCUGAGAAGUGGCAGGCAGUCUACACCAUCCUGGAGGCUUUCGGCAACAGCUCCACCUCUAUGAACACCAACGCCAGCCGCUUCUCCCACGUAGUGUCCCUCGACUUUGACCAGGCUGGCCAGGUGGCCUCCGCGUCUAUCCAGACGAUGCUGCUGGAGAAACUGCGGGUGAGCAAACGGCCCGAGGCAGAGUCCACCUUCAACGUCUUCUACUACAUGAUGGCCGGAGCCGACAGCAGCCUGAGAACCGAGCUGCACUUUAACCACCUGGCUGAGAAUAGUGCUUUUGGGAUCCUACCACAGUCUAAGCCUGAAGACAAGCAGCGCGCCUCGCAGCAGUUCACCAAGCUGCAGGCAGCCAUGAAGGUGCUGGGCAUCUCCGGGGAGGAGCAGAAGGCCCUCUGGCUCAUCCUGGGGGCCGUGUACCACUUGGGGGCCGCAGGAGCCACUAAAGACGGAGAUGAAGCGGGACGUAGGCAAUUUGCCCGUCAUGAGUGGGCCCAGAAGGCGGCCUACCUGCUGGGCUGUACCUUGGAGGAGCUGUCCUCUUCCAUCUUUAAGCACCAGGCCAAAGGACUGCAGCACUCCACCUCCUUCAGAGGGGGGCCAGACGAGGCCGGCCAAGGCGACAGCUCAGGCUCUAAGGUCACAGCUCUGGAGUGUUUGGAGGCCAUGGCAUCCGGACUCUACUCGGAGCUCUUCACUCUCGUCAUCUCCCUAAUUAACAGGGCUCUGAAGUCCAGCCAGCACUCUCUGUGCUCCCUGCUGAUCGUGGACACUCCGGGUUUCCAGAACCCCCGGCUGGCUCAGCAGCAGCGGGGAGCCACGUUCGAGGAGCUCUGCCACAACUACACCCAGGAGAGGCUGCAGACCCUGUUCCAUGAACGCACCUUCGUCCAGGAGCUAGACCGAUACAAGGAGGAAAACAUAGAGCUUGCUUUAGAUGACAUAGAGUCCAGUACCUCACUGUCUGUAGCAGCUAUUGACCAAGCCUCAACCCAAGCUCUGGUGCGCACUCUGGCCAGGACGAAUGAGGCUCGAGGCCUUCUGUGGCUGAUGGAGGAGGAGGCCGUUCAGCCUGGAGGUUCAGAGGAAACCAUGCUGGAGAGACUCUUCAGCUACUACGGCUCUGUACAGGGAGAAAACAAAGGAGCCAGUCUGCUGCUGCGAGGAGAGAAGCCCCACCUCUUCCUGUUGGGUCACAGCCACGGGACGGACUGGGUGGAGUACAACGCUCAGGGCUGGCUGAGCCAUGCCAAGCACAACCCUGCUGCCCAGAAUGCUGCCACACUGCUGCAGGACUCCCAGAAGAAGAACAUCAGUGGGCUGUUUAUGGGCCGGGCCAGCGGGGCCACAGUGUUGUCGGGCUCCAUCGCUGGUCUGGAGGGCAGCUCCCAGCUUGCCCUGCGACGAGCCACCAGCAUGAGGAAAACCUUCACCACAGGCGUGGCUGCUGUCAAGAAGAAGAGCCUGUGUAUCCAGGUCAAACUCCAAGUGGACGCUCUGAUUGACAUGGUGCGUCGUUCCAGGGUUCACUUCGUUCACUGCCUGCUGCCCAAAGCAGAGGCAGUGAGUGGUGGAGGUGAGCCCCGUGUGACGCAUGGAGAGAGCCCCGACUCGGGCCUUAUGACUUUGGACGUGGGCCUCCUGAGAGCUCAGCUCCGAGGAUCCAAGCUGCUGGAUGCACUGCGCAUCUACAGGCAAGGAUACCCAGACCACAUGGUGUUUUCUGAGUUUCGCAGGCGCUUUGAUGUCCUGGCACCACAUCUGACCAAGAAGCAUGGCCGCCACUACAUUGUCACAGAUGAGAAGAGGGCGGUGGAGGAGUUGCUGGAGUCCUUGGAUCUGGAGAAGAGCAGCUACCACAUGGGGCUGAGCAGGGUGUUCUUCAGAGCGGGGACUCUGUCCAGGCUGGAGGAGCAGCGAGACGUUCAGACCAGGAGGAAUAUCUCUCUGUUCCAGGCUGCCUGUAGGGGAUACCUGUCCAGACAGGCCUUCAAGAAGAGGAAGAUCCAGGAUCUGGCCAUCCGCUGCAUCCAGAAGAACAUAAAGAAGAAUCGCGGUGUCAAAGGCUGGCCAUGGUGGAAGCUCUUCACCACUGUCAGACCUCUGAUAGAGGUGCAGCUCACUGAGGAACAGAUCCGCGGCAAGGAUGAAGAGAUCCAGCACCUGAAGCAGAAGCUGGAGAAGGUGGAGAAAGAGAGGAACGAGCUGAGACUCAACAGCGACCGCCUUGAGAGCCGGAUCUCAGAGCUGUCAUCAGAGCUGGCUGAUGAGCGGAACACCGGGGAGUCAGCCUCCCAGCUGCUGGAGACCGAAACUUCUGAGAGACUUCGCCUGGAGAAGGACACGAAGGACCUGCAGGCCAAGUUUGACAGCAUGAAGAAACAGAUGGAGUCCAUGGAGAUGGAAGUGAUGGAGGCUCGACUCAUCAGGGCGUCUGAACUCAACGGAGAGAUGGAAGAUGACGACACAGGCGGAGAGUGGAGGCUGAAGUAUGAGCGAGCCAUCAGGGAGAUUGAGUUCACCAAGAAGAGACUGCAGCAGGAGUGUGACGACAAGCUGGAGGUGGAGCAGCAGAACAAGCGGCAGCUGGAGAGGAGGAUCACUGACCUGCAGGCCGAUAACGAGGAGUCCCAGCGAAACAUCUCGCAGCUGAAGAAGAAAACCCAGCGGCUCACGUCUGAACUGCAGGACACCAAACUUCACCUGGAGGGCCAACAGAGCCGCAACCACGACCUGGAGAAGAAGCAGAGGAAGUUUGACAGCGAGCUGAGUAUGGCCCAGGAGGAGGUGCAGAGGGAGAGGAGCCUGAGGGAGAAACUGGCCCGAGAGAAAGACAUGCUGGCCGGAGAGGCCUUCAGCCUCCGACAGCAGCUGGAGGACAAGGACCUGGAGGUGUGUGCAGUCAACGUGAAGCUGGAGCAGCUGGACGCCGAGCUGCACGACCUCAACUCCCAGGAGUCCAAGGAUGAGGCUUCUCUGGCCAAGGUGAGGAAGCAGCUUCGCGACAUGGAGGCCAAGCUGAAAGACCAGGAGGAGGAGCUGGACGAGCAGGCCGGCACUAUCCAGAUGUUGGAGCAGGCCAAGCUUCGUCUGGAGAUGGAGAUGGAGCGCCUGCGUCAGACUCAUUCCAAGGAGGUGGAGAGCAAAGACGACGAGGUGGAGGAGAUCAGGCAGUCCUGCAGCAAGAAGCUGAAGCAAAUGGAAGUCCAGCUUGAAGAAGAGUACGAUGAGAAGCAGAAGGUGCUGAAGGAGAAGAGAGAGCUGGAGUCCAAGCUUCUGUCAGCGCAGGACAAGGUGAGGACUGGUGACGUCGAUGCUGAGAAGCGUCUGAGGAAGGACCUGAAGAGAACCAAGGCUCUGCUAGCUGAUGCCCAGAUCAUGUUGGACCACAUCAAGAACAACGCACCCAGCAAGAGGGAGAUCGCCCAGCUCAAAAACCAGCUAGAGGAGUCUGAGUUCACCUGUGCGACGGCAGUUAAAGCUCGUAAGUCCAUGGAGGUGGAGAUUGAAGACCUGCACGUUCAGAUGGAUGACAUCUCCAAAACCAAACAGGCGCUGGAGGAGCAGCUGAGUCGUCUGCAGAGGGAGAAGAACGAGCUACAGUCCAGGAUGGAGGAGGACCAGGAGGACCUCAACGAGCUGAUGAAGAAACACAAGGCCGCCGUGGCCCAGUCAGCCCAGAAUCUGGCUCAGAUCAGUGACCUACAAGCCCAGCUGGAGGAGGCCCUCAAGGAGAAGCAAGAGGUUCAGGAGAAGGUGCAAGCCCUCCAGAGCCAGCUGGAGUUCCAGGAGCAGUCAAUGGUGGAGAAAUCCCUUGUCAGCCGGCAGGAGGCCAAGAUCCGUGAGCUAGAGACCAAGCUGGAGUUUGAGAAGACACAGGUCAAACGCCUGGAGAGCCUUGUAGCACGUCUUAAGGAGAACGUGGAGAAGCUGACAGAGGAACGAGACCAGCGCAGCAGCGGCGAGAAUCGUGAGAAGGAACAGAACAAACGCCUGCAGCGACAGAUCCGCGACGUCAAAGAGGAGACGGGGGAACUGGCCAAAAAGGAAGCCGAGGCCAGCCGCAAAAAACAUGAGCUGGAAAUGGACAUAGAGAGCUUAGAGGCUGCUAACCAGAGCCUGCAGGCAGACCUCAAGCUGGCCUUCAAAAGGAUCGGCGACCUGCAGGCGGCCAUUGAGGACGAGAUGGAGAGUGACGACAAUGAAGACCUUAUCAACAGUUUGCAAGACAUGGUGACAAAGUAUCAGAAAAGGCAGAACAGAGCUCCGGGGGAUUCAGACACAGACUCGGAGGUGGAGGAUCGUGUGGACGGGGUGAAGUCCUGGUUGUCUAAAAGCAAAGGUUCAACCAAGAACCUCUCAGAUGACGGCAGCCUCAAGAGCUCCAGAUUUGCUGUAAAUGUAGACGCAAAGGAAGGGAAAGAGUGGAAAGAGGGUAAGGAAUGGAAAGAAGUUAAUAAAGAGGGCAAAGAGGUAGAGCCAAGCAGGCCAAUGUCAGUGAUGAGCUCGCUCAGCUACAGAAAACGCUCCAACCUUGAUUCCAUCGGUGGCAAAGGGGGUGCCCUCUUGAGGGGGCUGAAGGAGAGUGCAGAGUCUGAAGACGCUCUAUCCUUCCAUAAGGCUAAACCCAAAAACCCAGAUCUUCAGCACGACACCUACUCAGUCAGCUCCAGGAGGAAGUCCCAGGCAGGGGAUGACAUGAAUGACAGAGAAUCAGUCAUCUCCCAGGCCUAUUCAGAGGCCAACAGCCGAGCCAGGAAAGGCAUGGACAGCCGCUGGGGGGACUUUGACAAAGAAUCAGUCAUUUCAUACCCUGCACCAAGUCGGGCCUCCACACGUCUUGGGUUAAGCCCAGAGAACGAUGCCAAGUCUACCAUCAGCUUAGGUCUGUCAAGCCCGCUUGGACGCCGCCAAAGCACCUCACGCUUAGAUAUGGACAGAGGCAGGCGGUCGCUGUAUGGCAGCAGUCCCAGUAGCCCUUGCUUUAGCAGACGGUCUGGAGGACGCAGUCCUGGAAGUGUUAGCCGAGCUGAUUCCCAUAUGUCGCUGGGACGCAGCUGCCGCCUGAGCGAGUUUGAUGUUGAUAUGGAUGAUAGUCGCAGCGUGGCCUUCACCGAGAGGUCGGCGUACAGUCCUCACUCGUCCACUGGCCGCAGUAUCUCCAUGCCACCACCACGGGCCCGAUCUUCAACUACUGAUAAUGACCCGAUCGAUACCUUGGAUAUCAAACCAGUCAGUCAUCGCAACUACCUCGACCCUGACCUGGAGAAAGCCAUCAAUGAGGUGCUGAAUUUCAAGCCGAUCAAAUUCAAGCGCAGGAGCUUGGAAGACUCAGAGGGUGAAGAAGAAAAAUCCAAGAAUGAGAAGGACGACAGCAAAAGUAUCAGCAAUGGAGACGGACCUCGCCCUGCUAGCAGUCUUAGGCGCUCUGCGUCGGCAGUGGACUGCAUGAGAGCGUCCCGCAGCGGCAGCAGCUGCAGCAGUCGCCAUCGCAGCAAGAGCAAAGGCAAGAAGAAGAAGAAGAGAAUCCACAGCUCCGAGUCUGACAGCUCAGGAGACGACCGUCGUCACAGGAGCAGCUCCAAGAGGAGGUCCAAGAAGUCCAAGAAAAAGUCCAAGAAGAGGGACAAAUCUUCGUCCUCUUCCUCGUCUUCUUCCUCUUCGGAUUCCGAGUCGGACUCUGGGUCAGAGUCUAGCUCCGGGGCUUCCACCAUUUCCUACAGAAGCUCCAGCAGUGUGAAGAGGGCCCCGGUUCGAAAGGUGUCCAGCCCAGAAGGGGAAGGAGAAGCUAGGCCACAGAGUGAGAGCCAGCCCCUUAACCCAAAGGACGAUAAGAAGAGGAAGAAGAAGGUGGACAGCCUGAUGAUGAAGUACCUUUACCGGCCGGACAGUGACUGAGGCAGGCACCCCCCUGGCCGGAGACACUGCUUCGAUAGAUCUGAUGAAGAGGAGGAGGAAGAAGAAAAAGAAGAAGGCGGGGCGACCCAGGGCUCUUACUACGCCCGAUAAAGACAUGGCAGCCAAAUGAAAGACGACGGCGGCGCUGUCAGCAUCCACCCUCAUUACACCGUGGCAGUUUGUCUUGCAUGCAAAGUUGACCACAAUUGUGGCCAGUUGGACACAACCACACAGUUAAUAACCCAAAGUCCUGCAGGGAAACAUGUUCCAAACACUCAGUUGCAGCUUCCUAUGGCAGAUCCUCACAUGGUUUGGUCAUAGUUUGACAAACUGCAUAGUGUAACUGCACACACAGCUGCUCCGUUAUUAACCACUCUGCUUUGCUGGUUGCAUGCACGCAGCAGUUUGGCUUGAGCAGCCACCCUGUGUGGUUGGAACUGAGCCAAAGAACUUGAGGUUGCAAUGAUAAUAGAUUUUUUCAGCCUCUCUCUUUGUCUUUGUCACUCUUCCUCUCUUCUUUACAUAUAGUACACCACAAUGAUAUGUAUUGCCAUAGUACAAUGUAUUGCCAAAAAGCAUUUGUUUAAGUAUGUGUGCACACUGUUUUUACUAAUUGCCUAUUGAUGCUGAGUCCUGACAAAAGUCCCAGCCUUGUUUUUUAUUUUUUUUUCUUCUCGUCCUUCUUUCCAUUUUGGGACAAGUGCCAUUUGAUUAAAGUGGGCUCCUCUGCAGCUGGCUUCUCUGCAGCUGUGGCAUUUCAUGAACUGCUACGCUGUACACCGAGGACUCUCAUCAUCAUCAUCAUCAUCAUCUGCGCACUCUUUGUUUGCCUGAAAAGUUGUUCUGCCUUUUGCUGGCUAAUGAUCUCUUCCUCACAGGGGAGGAUGGUUGCAUCCACUAACUGCGCCGCCAUGAAAAGCAAAGCCUUUUUCUCCAUUUAACUCUUUUGUUUUUGAGGUUUGAUAGAUUUGUUUUGCAGAGGA
Sander lucioperca (pikeperch) is the source of this 9240-nucleotide messenger RNA. RefSeq names its product unconventional myosin-XVIIIa-like. The transcript is spliced from 49 exons. Gene Ontology annotation, molecular function: ATP binding; protein binding; cytoskeletal motor activity. NCBI's taxonomy places the organism in Eukaryota, Metazoa, Chordata, Actinopteri, Perciformes, Percidae. Gene Ontology annotation, cellular component: myosin complex. The record is from RefSeq and is a predicted model, not a curated record. Bases 215 to 8257 code for a protein of 2680 amino acids.